AUGAUGGCCUUUAGGGAAUCUAGAGCAGAGUCUCAGCUCCAGAAAGCUGCAGAGUAUUUGACCAACGUCGCCUCCGUGCUCGGCACUCGCCUACGGAGAUCAAGCAUGGCGCACAAUCAAAUGUUUCAGUACUCCCUCGCGCUCGGGCUCAUGGACGGUGUCGCCGACAAGGGUCUGCCUAUCUCCGAGUUCCUCAAGCACGGGGACCACGGCUUGGGCACAUUCCGCUUUAUGAACGGCGAGAUGAUCGUGCUCGAUGGAAAGGCCUACCAGAUGCUCUCGGAUGGAUCUAUCGUUGAUCUUGAUUCAAACGGUGAUGCUAUCCACCCUUUCGCCCAAAUAACACGCUUCAAGCCCGAGGUUGUUACUAAGGCUGUUGUGCCUAGUAAGGAGGAAUUGAAUGGCAUUGUGACUAAGCUUGUCCCUGGAUCUAAGAAUCACCUUCUGGCUAUGCGCCUAGAUGGUGUUUUCAAGUCUGUUACCGUCAGAACGGCAGCAGGACAGACAGAGCCGCACCAGGGUCUACUUGAAAUCGGCAAAAACCAGGUGUCCUUUACUUUUGAAAACGUCCGUGGCACUCUGGUAGGUUUCAGGCAGCCUCACUAUCUGCAGGGUAUUGGUGUUCACGGCGACCACCUGCAUUUCAUUACUGAUGAUAAGAAGCGUGGUGGUCACGUUCUAGCGCUGGAGAGCGACGGCGAAGUCGAAGUGAAGGCGGCCCAGAUGUACACAAUGACGCUGGAGCUGCCCAAAGGCGAUGAGGAUUUUGACAAGGCCGACUUGCUGGGAGCCCACGAAGAUUUGAAAACGGUGGAGGGUUGA
Diaporthe amygdali is the source of this 822-nucleotide messenger RNA. RefSeq lists its product as uncharacterized. Gene Ontology annotation, molecular function: acetolactate decarboxylase activity. The transcript is spliced from 4 exons. Lineage: Eukaryota; Fungi; Ascomycota; Sordariomycetes; Diaporthales; Diaporthaceae. The record is from RefSeq and is a predicted model, not a curated record. Gene Ontology annotation, biological process: acetoin biosynthetic process. The coding region runs from base 1 to 822 and encodes 273 amino acids.